ACAUACAUCCCCAGGAGGAGGGGUUCUGCGCAUGCGCACUGGAGCCACUAACCACACGCGGCUCAAUCACGACAUUUAUUUCGGCGUCCACUAUGCAUCAUCUCAACACUCUCGCUGUACGGACGUCCAAACACAGUCGAGCUUACUGUAAACACCGUGAACGCGCCGUCCACGAUUCUCCCAGCAAAUAACAUGGGUUAAGAAGAGGAUGUCUGGAUAAUUCAUUUCAACUCUUUGCAAGGAUGGGGACUCGGAUACUGUUUUCUGGCAGAUGCGUUUUGAAAAGAGAUCUCAAAGAAGGGUUUUAAUAUACACCUUCCACUCUUUCGUUUCCCUUUCCUUCUUUUCUUUUUUGAGAGAUGAUCGCAGAGUUGGUGUGCAGCGCCGUGGCACUGCUCCUGUAUGUCAACACACUGGACGCCGAUUUCUGCUACGAUGACAGCCGAGCAAUCAAGACCAACCAGGACCUUUUCCCUGAAACACCCUGGAUCAACAUCUUCUAUGAUGACUUCUGGGGAACACUUCUCACCCACAGCGGAAGUCACAAGUCCUAUCGCCCGCUCUGCACGCUCUCCUUUCGGCUUAACUACGCACUCGGUGGCUUAGAUCCCUGGGGUUACCAUCUGGUCAAUGUGGUUCUACACUGCACUGCGACUGGCCUGUUCUCUAGCCUCUCAAGCCUGCUGUUGGGGUCGGGUUGCUGGAGCCUGCUGGCUGGGCUUCUCUUUGCCGCUCACCCCAUCCACACCGAGGCUGUUGCGGGCAUUGUGGGUCGGGCAGACGUGGGAGCUGCUCUCUUCUAUCUCCUGGCCCUGCGCUGCUACAUAUGCCACUGUACCUUGAGGACAAGCAGUGCCCACGGAUGGAGCUGGAUGUGGUUUUUGGGUACCUUGGGAUGUGCUUCAUGUAGCAUGCUGUGGAAGGAACAAGGCGUGACGGUGUUGGCUGUGGCUGCCAUCUAUGAUGUGUUUGUCUUCCACAAGCUGAAGCUGCAACAGGUUCCUGCUCUCUUCCAGAAGAAGAAGAACCUGCGCCUUCUCCUCAGUGUGUUUCUCCUGGGCUUCUGGGGUGUCAUCCUUCUAGCCUGUCGUCUUUACUGGAUGGGCAACAAACCUCCGAACUUCUCGAACUCGGACAACCCUGCGGCCGACUGUCCCUGUUUCCUCACUAGAACCCUAACCUUCCUCUUCCUGCCCGCUAUUAAUGUCUGGCUCCUCCUCUGCCCUGACAUGCUGAGUUUUGAUUGGUCGAUGGACGCCCUGCCUCUGCUGAGGAGCAUUGCCGAUUGGCGAAACCUCCACACUGUUGCCUUUUACACCUCACUUCUAUCUCUGGCCUGGUUUGGACUUCACCUUUACCCAACAAAAAGCAAAGAAACCAAUGGUAAAGCCCAUCAUGUAGCAAAUGGAAAGUCCUCAAAUGGACACAGUUGUAGCACUGACUAUGAAAACUCAACUUUCUACUCAAACUCAGUGCAGAUGAAUGGAACAAAUGGUACUGUAAAGCACUAUUCAUCAUCUUUACCCACUACUGAAAGUUUGGUGGUCUUUUCAUUGGGUUUAUUAGCCAUUCCUUUCAUCCCAGCCACCAAUCUGUUCUUCUAUGUUGGUUUUGUGGUGGCCGAGCGAGUGCUGUACAUUCCUAGUAUGGGCUACUGUCUGCUGGUGGCUUUAGGAAUGAGGUGUUUAUAUGUCCGACUAAGGAGAAAGUCCUCUAGAACGUUGGUGUUGGGCUGCUCUGCUGCGCUGGUUCUUCUCUUUGGAAUUAAGACGGUGUUGAGGAACCGAGACUGGCAGAAUGAGGAGAUGCUAUACAAGUCAGGGAUAUCUGUGAACCCUGCCAAAGCCUGGGGCAACUUGGGAAACGUCUUGAAGAACCAGGGGAAGGUGGAGGAGGCUGAGCAAGCCUACAGAAAUGCUCUGUACUACCGAAGGAACAUGGCCGACAUGUUGUAUAACCUGGGUCUGUUGCUCCAGGAGAACAGCAGGUUUUCAGAGGCCCUUCACUACUAUAAGCUGGCCAUUGGGAGCAGGCCAACACUGGCUUCCGCCUACUUGAACACAGGGAUUGUCCUGAUGAACCAGGGCCGUCUCGAGGAAGCCAAGCGCACUUUUGUGACUUGUGCUGAGAUCUCAGAUGAAAACCUGAAGGAUCCGCAUGCACACAAAAGCUCGGUUACCAGCUGCCUCUAUAACCUUGGGAAGCUGCUUCAUGAACAGGGCCAUCAGGAGGAGGCUAUAUCUGUUUAUAAAGAAGCGAUACAGAAGAUGCCUAGGCAGUUUGCCCCGCAGAGCCUUUAUAAUAUGAUGGGAGAGGCCUUCAUGAGGCUGAACAAACUCACGGAGGCAGAACACUGGUAUAAAGAGUCCCUCCGAGCCAAACCUGACCAUAUACCUGCACACCUCACAUACGGCAAGCUCCUGGCUAUGACGGGUCAAAAAACGGAAGCAGAGAAGUUCUUUCUCAAGGCGAUUGAGCUGGACCCUACUAAAGGAAACUGCUACAUGCAUUAUGGUCAGUUUUUGCUGGAGGAAUCGCGGCUUUUAGAGGCCGCUGAAAUGGCAGAGAAAGCCGCGCAGCUGGACACUGAAGAAUUUGAUGUGGUUUUCAGUGCAGCUCACAUGCUCAGGCAAGCCAGUCUCAAUGAUGCAGCUGAGAAAUACUACAGACAAGCUGCCAGCCUGAGACCCAAUUAUCCAGCAGCUCUCAUGAAUCUUGGAGCGAUUCUGCAUCUCAACGGCAAACUUCAGGAAGCAGAAGCCAAUUACCUGCGAGCCCUGCAGCUAAAGCCGGACGACACCAUCACUCAGUCCAACCUGCGGAAGCUUUGGAACAUCAUGGAAAAACAGGGCUUGAGGACCAUGGCACCUUGACUUGGACACGUUUGAUUACUUCUUCACCUUCGCUGAGGUUGUAACUGAGAUGUUCUCUUUGAGCUCUCACUAGUGAGGUAAUCGACAUCCUAGGGCUGAUAAAGAACUUCUUCAAAACCUGGGUUACCUCAUGUGACACUUAAAUGUCUGGCAAAACGGAACAUUCUGGAACAGUCUAGACCUGCGGCACUCAUCAGACAUGCCGGGAGUCUUUAACUUGAAGUGGCCCAUAGAUACAUACUUGAAGUCUCAUGCUAAAUUAGAUGGCAAUUAGUUAGUCGACUCAUAAUAGUCUUGAAGGGCAAUAUUUGUCCUGAGGCUGAAUGAAAUUGAGAAGGAACGAGUGCUACAACCCCCAUGAGGCUAUACUCUGCAUGUACAGUACAUUUCCAUGUCAUUUCUCCAUUCUUAUGAUUGGAAUCAUUAAUAUUUAAUGAACACAUCAUGACGGAAACAUGUGGAUGCUUUAAAAAAAAAGCGUACAGUCUGAAUAUCACAAAAUAAUAAGAAAAGGCCAAACAUGUUCUCAUGAAAUCAUUCUCACUGCGAAAAAA
Messenger RNA from Danio rerio (zebrafish), 3427 nucleotides. Lineage: Eukaryota; Metazoa; Chordata; Actinopteri; Cypriniformes; Danionidae. The record is from RefSeq and is a predicted model, not a curated record.